Molecule: messenger RNA, 591 nt
Organism: Brassica oleracea var. oleracea
Lineage: Eukaryota; Viridiplantae; Streptophyta; Magnoliopsida; Brassicales; Brassicaceae
Product: 40S ribosomal protein S25-4-like
Exons: 4
Coding region: 85-411 (108 amino acids)
Cellular component (GO): cytosolic small ribosomal subunit
Molecular function (GO): structural constituent of ribosome
Source: RefSeq, a predicted model, not a curated record
AUAGCACUACCUUUCUCACUGUCGUCUCCGUGAGCCUCAUCUUCGUUCGAUCUCUAGUAUACACGCCGAUUGUGACUCAACAUCAUGGCGCCAAAGAAGGACAAGGUUCCACCACCAUCAUCGAAGCCGGCCAAAUCCGGUGGUGGAAAACAGAAGAAGAAGAAGUGGAGCAAGGGAAAGCAAAAGGAGAAGGUGAACAACAUGGUGUUGUUUGAUCAGGCUACUUACGACAAGCUUCUCACUGAAGCUCCCAAGUUCAAGCUCAUCACCCCUUCCAUUCUCUCCGACCGUAUGAGGAUCAACGGGUCUCUAGCAAGGAAGGCUAUUAGGGAGCUAAUGGCGAAAGGUGUGAUCAGGAUGGUCGCUGCUCACUCGAGCCAGCAGAUCUACACUCGUGCCACCAACACCUAAACAGAUUGACUUUGUCAAUGGUUUGGUUCUCCAGUCUCAUCUCAGUUUUUGCUUUUUGCUGUAUACAUUAAUCUUCAGAGCUCUUUUUUAUUUGGUUUUUCUUUACUACUUUGUACUCGAGAAACUCUUUUUUUGGGAUUAUGUCUACUUAAUUCAGAAUCAUUUUCUAUUUUUGCUCUC